AUGGAUCCUGUAACUGUUCUUGGUGUCGCAGCAUCGGCCCUGCAGGUUGCUCAAUUUAUCGGGUCGACGAUUCAAGGCCUCCAUACCCUGAGGGGAAAGUUUAGAGAUGCAGAUACAACAAUCCGCCUUCUAAUCAGUAAGCUAUCUACAAUUAGAGCUGCUGUUUUCCAAAUAAGAGAUUGGGCCGAGUUCAAUUCGCAUGAUUCCCCAAAGGAAAGACAGUUCAUGGAUGGACUUCAUGUCGCUCUCGAUGGAUGCCAGGCUGCAAUUGAUGUACUUUCCGAAGAAAUCAAGGACCUCACGGUAACUACUAAAGACUCAAGUGUUGAAAUGCCAAUCAUACUUGGGAUGAGAGGGAGGGUGGCAGCAUUAUGGAGUGAAGAUACUAUGAAGGCUCAUGAAGAUAGAUUACACGGCCAAGUCCAGGCAUUGCAGCUUCUACUUAUGGCAGGACAAUGUCGAGAUGCAGGAACCCAAAAGUCGCUUUUGGCACUCAAAGAAAACCGAAGAUUGAUACAAAAGGUUGCCGACGAUACCAAAUCACUACGCGAAACACAGAGCUCCACAGCAUCACAGAUCUCAAGAAGCGCACGUCAAUCUAUAUUUGGGAGUAGUCUUGGAGGAUCAGUCUUUGAAUUUGAGCGCACACUACAACAGUCUCACCCAUAUAAUAAUAUAAAUUCAAUGUCCGAAACUCGAGAUAUCGCACGAACAAACAAUCAGCUACCCAACAUUAUUCACCAGAAGCCAGCCACAGACAAAACCUCUAGUGCUGAUGAAGGUUAUGAAACAGGAAUCACUCAAUCCGAACCCCGAUCUCCAGCAUCAUCAAAUCACUGCCUUAGUAUGGACACACGACCUUUCCUCGGUCAGACAAAACUGUUGCCGGAAUUCAACAAUUUUGACAUAUAUCGUAGUCGCAGCGUUACUUCAAAUUCCACCAAAUUAGAACCUAUGGUAAAACGAUGGCUUUCCUCGUCCUCCUCAUCCGGAGAAUCAUUAAAGCAGGAAGAUAAACUCAAUGGUCUUCGGAAGAAAAGAUUCUGGCCUAGUAGACUUGGGAAAAUUAAUACUCUCAGUGCUACCAGUCUAUUAACUAGUCCUGACCGAGCAAAGUCCGCCGGCCCGCAUUUCCCAACCGCUAAUAGAUUGAAACGGGGACAAGACGUGAAUUUUAAUCAAAGCAUUGAUUUUGGCUCACUAACCGGACUUCAGACGCCUGCUAUAGUGAGGGCAGCCCAGGCAGGAUCUGGUGUGGAGAUACAAGCUCUUUUGUCGAACGGCAACGAUAUAGAGGCUUUUCACGAUGCAACCCAAAGGACGGCUCUCGCAGUCGCUUCCCAUUGUGGUAAUGCUGGAUUGGUUGAUCUCUUGCUUGAAUGCAAUGCAGAUUUGACUACCCGAGACGUCAAUUUAGAUACCCCACUACACUUGGCAGCAUCUCGAGAUCACUACUCGACACUAAAAAUGCUACUUGACGAAGAUGUUGAUAUAGAAGUCAAAAACAAAGAUGGAUGGUCUCCACUCUGGGCGGCUGCAUAUGGUGGGCAUGUCAAAUCUGUCGAUAUAUUGGCAAAAAGGGGUGCAAAAAUCAACUCGAGAUCUAAUGAUCAAUGCACGGCUCUGCACGCAGCAGCGAAGCGGGGAGACAAGCAAAUGGCGGAGCUGCUAGUUCGUAACGGCGCCGACAUCGAGGCCAGAGAUAACCAAUUUAUGACUGCAUUGCAUUAUGCUUGUGAGUAUGGACACCAAAAUAUGGUUGACUACUUAUUCCAAAAAGGCGCCAACCUUGAGGUCCCAGGCAAUGUUUCUAGGUCCCCACUUCUUUGCGCAUCUGCAACCGGCCAAUUAGAAGUGGUGGAGUUUCUAUCGAAAAGAAAAGUUAAUCCGAAGAGCAUGGAUGAAAAGGGGGCUAAUGCUCUACACUGUGCCGCUCGGAACGGCCAUGUUGAAGUCGUGAAAUACUUGCUUGAUUGGAAAUUGCCGAUAUAUGAAGGUGACAUUGCUGGCUUGACACCGCUUCAUCUUGCUGUCAUCGGCCAACACUUCGGCGUUGUCGAAUUGUUACUACGAAGAAAAGCUGCUUUAGACCGUCGAUGCAGAGAAGGCCGAACACCAUUGCAUUAUGCCUGUGGGUCCGAUAGCCCAGACAUAGUCAGUUUAUUGCUCAGUGCUGGGGCUUAUGCCGAGGAGGAAACCAAGGGUGACAAUCGACGGCCAAUUCACAUUGCUGCUGCAAAAGGAUCUGUGCGUAUCGUCGAAGUACUUAAUGGGAAAGGAAUCGCAAUUGAUCAGCGGGACUCGGGGGGCAAUCGGGCACUUUGCAUUGCGUGUCAUCACGGGCAUGUCCAAAUUGUGGAGAAAUUAUUAUCGUACAACGAACCUCUAAGGAUGCGAUUCCGCGAUCGACCAAAUAAAGAUUCGCCUUUGUGCAUUGCUGCCAAAGCCGGCCAUCUCGAUGUUGUCAAACUGCUCUUGAAUAAGGGCGCAUCUGUCAAGGAACGUGAUGAGUUUGGCUAUAUUCCCUUACGAUAUGCUGCCUACUAUGGGCACCCGGAAGUCCUAGAGCUACUCAUGGAAGCAGGUGCCGAACUUUAUGAUGAAGGAGAGGACUCACAUGGCUGGGGAUUCUUGUUAAAGCCUGCAACAAUUGGAUUUUCUGAUACCACUGAUAUAUCAGAAGAUCGUAAACAUCACGUUCGCAAACUACUUGAUGAGAUGGAAAGGCGUCAUCAUGAAAGAGAUGACAUCAAAGACAAUAAACACCAGUCUAGCAGCGUAGCAGAGCUCGGUCGCGGACAGAGGAAUGACAUUUACCGAAAUAAUACAUUGGAUUUGCGACAAGAACUUGUGGGGUCUGUAUUGAGGACUGAACUACCAACUGAGCGAGGCGUAACAGAUAUCCAACCUCAAAAGUCGUCUGACUUAUCGCCAAGCUCUUUUCUCUCCCCACGUCAAGAUCGCAGAGGCAUUGGAAGGGGUGAGGCCAAACUUGAAGUAUCUCCGCUUAUGACUAUAUCUACAGAUGCGACCACACCUGAAGUCAAAGGUCCCAUCGAUGUUUCACAAAACCCAUCAACGAUCUUCGAUUCGCACCUGAUAGUGUCGAGAGAUAUCGCGGCGCUUAUUGCAGAAAGACAAGCAGAAAUUCAGCAAUUGCAGCAAUAUCUUUCAUCUAAUCAAAGUACGACUGAGACAAGCUUAAGCUCCGAAAAUUCACCUCAGGUUUAUGAGAUGUCCGCGGAUUGA
Molecule: messenger RNA, 3249 nt
Organism: Sclerotinia borealis F-4128
Lineage: Eukaryota; Fungi; Ascomycota; Leotiomycetes; Helotiales; Sclerotiniaceae
Source: the annotation of a GenBank genome assembly